Molecule: messenger RNA, 1694 nt
Organism: Actinia tenebrosa (Australian red waratah sea anemone)
Lineage: Eukaryota; Metazoa; Cnidaria; Anthozoa; Actiniaria; Actiniidae
Product: protein C-ets-2
Molecular function (GO): sequence-specific DNA binding
Source: RefSeq, a predicted model, not a curated record
CCAACAAUACGACAAAGAAGCCUCCAGCCAGGCGGAUUUUUGGAGUUUAAUUUUACCAAAGCGAAAGGAAUUUAUCUGGAGUAAUCUAUAAUUUGAUGGAGUGUCGAGACCUCCUCACGAUGUCAUUUCCGGUCUACUCGAGUAAGGUCAACUCGCUAAGCCCAAACUACAAUUGCACAUGUUUUGACAACUGAACAUUGGCUCUACUACUGGUUAUUAACUGGGCGUGCGAACAUUACCAACGGAAAUACUAAGAUUUAAAAACACACUUUAUAUAGUACAGUCUUAUAGUAUGUAUGCAAGGCAGGACUACCAAGUGUUUAACAACCAGUACCCCACCAACGGAUAUUUUCACUCUUACGAAAACGGGAUCCAAUACACCCAAGAUACUGCCGUACCGCCUUGGACAACCCAAUCUCAACCACUACAACACAAGAUGGUUUAUCCUACAGAAACCUACAGCCAGACCAAUACUAAUUCAAGACUGGAUCCCACAAUAGCCUUCCCGGUCGCUCUACGACCCAGUGCUUUCGAACACAGCAGAUUUAUUGACAAGAUGCAACCGGUUCACACAAGAGUGAAAAAAGAAAAAUACAUCGAAUCGCCCCACCAUGAAGAACACUUUCCUGCAGCUGAUCCCCGACUGUGGACCAGAGAAGACGUCGCAAGAUGGUUGCGAUGGAUGUCAGAGGCCUACAGCCUAGACAACGUAAAACCGGAUCGCUUCGAGAUGAACGGUAAAGGACUGUGUCUUAUGACUAUGGACAUGUUCGUCUAUCGUGUACCUGAAGGAGGGAAACUUUUGUAUACUGACUUCCAAAGACGUCUGCGCUUAGCUGUUGGCUCGUCCAGUUAGAAAACAACAACGUUAAUAACUGUACAAUAAGGAGACUUGAAAAUGCAAAUACGGGAUGGGGUUUGAUGUGUGUGCGCUCAAGGAAAAUGCAUUUCUGAGGGUUUAAGUUUAUUUUUAUCAAGAUGGUUCGUUUUGUCGUGUUGCAAGGAAACGUGCGAAAAGGCUAGUGAAGCAAAGAGGCAAAAAUCAAAGCAGCAUUAGAGAAAAACAAAAAUGAAAGUGGCAACAAUCGAUAUGACUUGGUUAAUGCAAGAUAUCAGAGCUGUAAGUGAAGAAGGCCUCUCUCUUGCUCGGAUUGAGUGGCUCAUACCGCAUGGCCGUGUCAGACAUUCUCAAAUUAUAUCUAAUAAUAUAUAUGGUCAAAGAACAAAAAAUCUAUUUAACUUAAAGAGUCCAUUUUGAAAAGCACCCAAGCAUCUAGAGAUUCUAAUUUAGUUCGAGAUUCAUGUACGACUGAAUGACUAAAGCCUUGGGUUAAGGCAAAUGGGUAUCGGGGUGGAUAGAUUAUCACGGAAUAAAAGUGCGGCCAACUGUGCUUGGUUUCUAGCGAUUGUUAAAUCUGCAGUUACUGAAUGAUCCAGUAGCCUAAUGGUCUCGACUCGCUACCACUUAUAAGAACGACCCAGAGCUCAAGCCAUAACUAGAUUAUAUCUAUCUAUAUCAGUUGUCAUCGCCAAUAACACUGAUAACAAUACCUACUGAUAACUCGACUCACGAUUCAUUCAUGUGACAGAUAUUUGCCAAUACGUUUUGUUUGAUAUUUUGUGUAAAUAACGCAUUCGUAAGAGAAAACUAACUCGCAUAAAACGUGUAAAUAAAUAUUUUAUGAAGAAAUAUA